GAAGUCUCCUGGAACUGGGGAAAUGGCAAGCCGGGUGGUGAAGUCGCUGAAGUUGCUGACAAGGGUGAAAUUGCCAUCGAGUCGCACCGUGGUAACACAAUCAAGAAGAACGCUGAGCCAGACAAUCCAGCUGUCCAUAUCGCUCGUCCUGGUAACGAUGUUGUCAAGCGUGCCAAUGAAUUGAACCUCGAAGAGAAAGCAAAU
Pseudovirgaria hyperparasitica is the source of this 204-nucleotide messenger RNA. RefSeq lists its product as uncharacterized. NCBI's taxonomy places the organism in Eukaryota, Fungi, Ascomycota, Dothideomycetes, Acrospermales, Acrospermaceae. The record is from RefSeq and is a predicted model, not a curated record. The annotation marks the transcript as partial. The transcript has a single exon.